Molecule: messenger RNA, 2808 nt
Organism: Strongyloides ratti
Lineage: Eukaryota; Metazoa; Nematoda; Chromadorea; Rhabditida; Strongyloididae
Product: Armadillo-like helical domain and Armadillo-type fold domain and CLASP N-terminal domain-containing protein
Exons: 3
Coding region: 1-2808 (935 amino acids)
Biological process (GO): mitotic spindle assembly
Cellular component (GO): microtubule organizing center; mitotic spindle; cytoplasmic microtubule
Molecular function (GO): microtubule binding
Source: RefSeq, a predicted model, not a curated record
AUGUCAAGUAAAGGUUCUAGAGGGCCUUCAGCGCCAAGAGUUGUUAGCGUUAGUGCUAGAAAUCCUGGAACAGCCGGAGCUUGUACAGUAGAUGAUUUUGAAAAUAAUUUUUACAAUGUUCCAAAAAUUUCCAUUACUAAUGGAUCAGAAUUAAUGUCAUUUUUUAAUGAAAAAAUAUGUCCUGGAUUAAAUGCUUCGGAUAUAGAUUGGGAGAAACGUGUACUUGCACUAAAACAUCUUCGAUCAAUUGUUUUAUGUGAAGCUUAUUUGCUACCAGAAUUUUUGGAUAAAAUAUUACCAAAUUUAGAGUUACCAUUAGAAAAAGCAAUAAAAGAUCUUCGCUCACAAGUUGUUCGUGAAGCUGCAUAUACAAUAGCAUUAUAUUGUAAAGAAAUGGGUGCUAAAAUGUUUAGAAUUGUUGAUUUGAUGUUUCAGCCUGCUAUUAGUGUUGUUCAAUCUUCAGCGAAAGUUAUGUCAUCUUCUGCAACUAUAUUGUUUACAUAUGUUACUAAAUAUGUUCGUAACCACAAACUUAUACAAAAAGUUUCUUUAACAAUGACACACAAAUCUCGAGAAAUUAGGAGAUCUGGUGCUGUGAUGACUAAGACAAUUUUAGAGAAUUGGGACGAUUCUGAAGUUUUUAAAGAGAUAGGAUCUAUUUGUGAUGCUGUAUUUAAAGCAAUUAAUGAUGCUGAUCCUGAAGUUAGAGAACAGGGUCGUAGUUGUUUUUAUGUAUUAGAAGAGAAGUACAAAGAUGAGGCAGAAAAAAUUUUCAAAAUGUUAGAUCCUUCAAAGAAACGAUCAUUAAAUGGAGGACUUGCGACAUCAUCAUCCUCACGUUCGAUUGUGGAUGCAAUUUCAGCUUCCAAACCUAAUACAGCUUCAUCUAUUCGUAGUAACGCAUAUGCUCGUGCUACCAGUGAAAUUGACACAACAUCUGCAAGACGAGCAAUGAUAACAAGCAAAUAUGGUAGUAGUACAAGACCACCACUUCUUGGAAAAUCUUCUUUAACUCAAAGAAAUAGUGCAGGGACUCUUGCAUCGCGUAAAAAUAAUAUUAAUACAUUAACAAAGACUUCUCAAGGAUUACCAUCAACAUCCCAACCUAAUAGUAGGUCUGGAUCUCCAAAAAGUCUAAUGAGAAACUUUAAUCGUAUGAAGGUAUCUGAAACUCCAAAAGUAGCAUUAUCAUCUAAAGUAACAAAGAUUUCUUCAAGACCAGGAGUUGGAUUGAGUGCAGUACCUUUUGAAUUAGAUAAUGAUGCUCGAAUGGAAUCUGCAGCAUUCAUGGAUGCUAUAAAUAAAUGUAAUACUUUAAGUGAUAAACGUGAAGCACUUACAGCUUUACGUCAAAUUCUUGAACAUGGAAGACCUUUGGUUAAUCUUGAUAUUGAUAAAGCAUUUCAAUGCUUAUGGAAAUUAUAUAAAGAAAGUCAAAAUCGUCCAACCAGUGAAUUGAUGGGUGCUCUUGAUGUAUUGUUCAAAAAAUAUAAUGAUUAUUUGGUGACUCAUCUUAAUGAAAUAUAUCCAAGAAUUUUAAUGAAGAUGGCUAAUGAUACACAACCAAUGUUGCGAAGUGCUCAUUUAAAACUUUUAGAACAAGUUAAAAAACUAUUUUCUGCUAAAGAUCGUUUUGCAUCAUUAACAGCUUAUCUUCAAAAUCCACUUCAUAGUCCUCAUGUUAAAGCGAAACAACUUUUAUUAAAAGAAUAUGCUGAAAUUAUUCCAUAUUUGGAUUCUCAAACGCUCCGUGGUACCGCAGCAUUUGUACCAUCAUUUUUGAAAAUACUUCAUAUUCUUGAAUCUAAACUUUUAAAUUUAGAUGCUGCGGCACUUUCCGAAUUAAUAAAUAUUCAUUUAACACCUCAACAACGUCAAAGAGUAUUAAAUUUUAUUAACAAAACAAAAGUUUCAAUGAGUCCAUUAAAAACACGUCAAGAAAAUGUUAUAGGACAGGUGAAAGAUUAUGUUAAUUCAACAAGUAAUUAUAAUUCUCCAUAUACAAAUGGUAGAGAAAGAAGCUAUGAUAAUAACGCUCCAACAAGUACCUCAUCAACAUGUUCCAAUUUAGAUUAUGAUACAUCUAAAUUUUUCUACAAUAAUGCUAUUGAAUUUAAACAUGAUGUUGAGGAACAGAAUAGAAUAAUAACUAUUAUUCAAGCUGAAUUGAUGCCAGAUAAUGAUUCUAUUCACAAAAGCCAUGCAGCAAAAGCUUUAGAAGUUUUAACAAAAGAUAAAUGUUUUACUUUAUGGGAUACUCAUUUUGGUUCUACAUUAAUGCUUCUUAUUCAAAAUUUGUCAGCUGACGAUGAUAAUUUAGUAACUAAUGUUGCUUGUGCUUUAAAAGAACUUAUUUCUAAAGAACAUAAUCGUUUAGGAGAAUAUUACGCUUAUUUGAUAAAAAGUUUUAUAAGUGUUAAAAGAAGAAGUGAUAGAAUACAUAAGGCACUUGAUAAUUGUUCAGAUGCAAUGGCAAAAUUUUUACCUGCACCAACAUUAAUUGAAACAUUAAUACCACAUUUAAAAGUUGAUGAUCCUGAACAGUUGACAAAUGCUUUGAAACUUCUUGGUAAGGUAUUUGAAUAUAUUCCGUUGUCUGAAGCGAUUCCUUAUCUUUCAAGAGUUUGUCCAUAUGUUGUUGAAUGUAUUGGACACACAACAAGUUCAGUUAGAAGAGGAACAAUUAUUUGUAUGGUGUCCAUUAUCAAUAAAUGUGGUAGAAGCAAAGUUGACCAAUAUCUUGUAAAAUUCGACAGAUCCCAGAUAAGACUCUUGGAAGUUUAUUUAGAAAAAAGUCAACCAAAAUAA